AUGGGGUUCAAGAAGCGGCCCUUCGGCAUGAAGAGGUACACUCCGGGAUAUCAAGGAAAAGGUGCCAUGGUGAUCGACAUGCAGGAGAAGAGCCGCUACCCAGGCGAUGCGAUGGGCCAGGCUGCUGUGGGCGGAGUCAGGAUUGGGAUGGUGGUGAAGUCGGUGGCAGGACAGGAUGUGAGCCAGUGGGACUUCGAGGACAUCAUGGACCUGUUGAACGACCAAGGCAUCAUGGACCCGGACUCCAAGUCUGCGGCCUCCUGGGGAGACGCCACCAAGUACAUCCAGCGCCAGCCGGUGGAAGAGGUCGUGGUGCCUGCGACCAUUGAAUUCGCCAUGCCCAGUGCAGGUGCCGGCGCCAGCGAGGCCCCGUUGUGCCUGAACGGAGUGCCACGGCGAGACGGCGUGGUGGGCCUGGCGCUGCCGGAGCCGCUGGCGCCCGCUCUGCGGCUCAGCGCGGUGAAGAUGGGGCCCAGCCUGGAGGUGGCGAAGGCGGGGCCGAACCCGGAGGGAGGCUUCGUGGUGGAGGUGAUCCGGGUGCAGGGCAAGGACAUGCCAGCAGCAAGUGCCCUGAAGAUGGCGGCAAAGGCGGCAGGCCUCAACAGCAUGAAAGGACUCUGCGUGGGCCUUCGCCGGCCGAGCAGCGGAGUAGAGGAUGCCGCCGCCUGGGCGGUGUUCCCCUUGGCGGGGGUGUCCAAAACAGGCGGCGUGGUCUUCCGCUCCAAAGGUCCUGCAGCCGAAGGCCUAGGCCCGGACGACGCCUUGAGGGAGGUGCAGUUCUUCGCCCCCGGGCCGGGCGAUGCUGUGCUGGUUGAGGAGCUGGCUGCAGGAUUUUCGGGCAGAACGGUUCCACUGACCCUUCUCACAUCGGAGACCCAGACGGCGGAGGCACCGGGAGCUUUGGCCUUGGUGGGACCCGCGGUGAUCGGCAACGCGGGCGCGGGGACGGUGAUCCACCGCCAGGCUGUUGCCGUGGUAGCAGCAUGA
Effrenium voratum is the source of this 987-nucleotide messenger RNA. Lineage: Eukaryota; Dinophyceae; Suessiales; Symbiodiniaceae. The record is from the annotation of a GenBank genome assembly.